AUGGAUCUCUCUCGCACACUCUGGUUCUUUUUUCCUUUUUUCCAGUGCUCACAGACUCCCGUUAGGACUAAAACUCUUGCUUUGCUUGUGGCGAGGAUUCCGGUGACGUGGAUGGAGACACUAUUUUCUCGGGUGUUUUCCAGGAUUUCUGGGAUUCCCAGAAAACCUUUGUUUCAUUGUCCUCAACACCUCCAAUCUCUUGUUUUUACAGCUAAUUCUCACUCUUCCAUUGAUUCUAAUCCGAAGCUGAAAGUCGAUUCUUUUUUCCAGGAAAAAGUGGAUCCAUUUUCCCUUGUUGCUGAUGAAAUCUCACUUGUUUCAAACAGGUUGCGUUCAUCUACAGUUUCCGAGGUCCCUGAGCUUGCCUCGGCUGCUCGAUAUUUCUUCGAACAUGGAGUGGAAGGGAAGAGAACAUGUUCCAUGGUUUUGUUGUUGAUGGCCAAAUCAAUGGAUAUACAUAGACCCGAAUCAUCUUUUAGUUGCAUCGGAGAUACAUCGAGAGUUGAACUGUGUCGGAAACAGCAACUUAUUGCUGAAAUAACCGAGAUGAUCCAUGUGGCUAGUGUAAUUCAUGAUGACAUCUUGGAUGAUGUGAAAACGAGACGAGGCGUCAGUUCGUUAAAUUUUGUGGUCGGAAAUAAGUUAGCAGUGUUAGCAGGGAAUUUUCUGCUUUUUCGAGCUCUAAGGGCCCUUUCUUCCUUGAAAAACGAGAUUGUAUCAUUACUAGUUACUGCAGUCGAGAAUCUUGUUACCGGUGAAGCCAUGCAAAUGGCUGCAACGGUCGAGCAGCGCUGUAGCAUGGAGUAUUAUAUGCAAAAGACAUACUACAAGACUGCAUCAUUGGUCUCCAACAGCUGCAAGGCCAUGGCCCUUUUAUCCAAUCAAGCACCCGAAGUUGCAAUGUUGACUUUUGAAUACGGCAAGAAUUUGGGAUUGGCAUAUCAGCUCAUAGACGAUAUUCUCGAUUUCACAGGCACAUCAGCUUCAUUAGGAAAGGGUUUGUUAUCGGACAUACGACAGGGAAUCAUAACUGCUCCUAUAAUAUAUGCCAUGUAAGAGUUUCCUCUCAAAGCCGUGAUCGAGCAGGGCUUCGACAACUCUGCCAAUAUAAAUACGACACUUGAGUACCUGUGGAAGAGCAAGGGAAUACAAAGGACGAAAGAACUGGCGACGAAGCAUGCUAAUCUUGCUGCAGCAGCCAUCGAUUCUCUGCCCAAAAGCAGCAGCUCGGACGUAAGGAAAUCAAGGCAAGCGCUCAUUAAUCUCGUUCGAAUACUCACAAUUAGGAAUAAAUGAGAACAGCCGAAUCCCAACUUCCUUUCGUUAAACCGUUGUUAUCCCACAUCGAUUAGAGUAUUCCGUAUUACUCUUGUUGGAUGCUUAACAUGGUAUUAGAGC
Molecule: messenger RNA, 1398 nt
Organism: Hibiscus syriacus
Lineage: Eukaryota; Viridiplantae; Streptophyta; Magnoliopsida; Malvales; Malvaceae
Product: solanesyl diphosphate synthase 3, chloroplastic/mitochondrial-like
Biological process (GO): ubiquinone biosynthetic process; isoprenoid biosynthetic process
Cellular component (GO): transferase complex
Molecular function (GO): prenyltransferase activity
Source: RefSeq, a predicted model, not a curated record